Gavialis gangeticus (Gharial) is the source of this 2079-nucleotide messenger RNA. Its product is annotated as vasoactive intestinal polypeptide receptor 1-like. The record is from RefSeq and is a predicted model, not a curated record. Gene Ontology annotation, cellular component: plasma membrane. Gene Ontology annotation, biological process: cell surface receptor signaling pathway; adenylate cyclase-modulating G protein-coupled receptor signaling pathway. NCBI's taxonomy places the organism in Eukaryota, Metazoa, Chordata, Crocodylia, Gavialidae. Gene Ontology annotation, molecular function: vasoactive intestinal polypeptide receptor activity; G protein-coupled peptide receptor activity; peptide hormone binding. The transcript has 13 exons. The coding region runs from base 421 to 1713 and encodes 430 amino acids.
GCCAGUGCCCAGGGAAAGGAGCAAGAGAGUGGCUGGAGGGAGCACCUGGGACUGUCCAGGUGGGCAGGGUCGGGGCUGGAGUGGGAGUCAGGUGGAGCAGAGCACAGAGAAGAGACCAGGUAAGGCACAGGACAGUGAAGAGAGAAAGAGCAUGGCAAGGCAAAGUGGGACCUGAGGGGCUAAGCUAGCCAAAGGGUGCAGGGGAAGGCUCAGGUGGAUAAGAGAGCAAAAGGAGCAAGUUUCAGGGGGUUUCAUUGAAGCCAGGUGUACCAUUGUGAUCUCAGAGAAGGAGUAGCAGGCACCCCUGAACAGUUCUGCUGUGGCAGAGACACAGAGGAGGUGCUGCACUGAUCUGCUCAGUUUGCACUGAGCCAGGACGUGACUUGGAGUGGGUGCCGAAGCACAGGUCCCUCUCUAGUGAUGAGGCCAGUGUGGCAGCCCCCCAGAGCCCAGACGCUGCUGCUCCUGCUGGCGCUGCUCCUAGUUCCUCAGGUGCAGGGGACCCAUCCAGAAUGCUCCAUCAUUAUGCAUUUCCAAGAGCAAGAGGCCGAGUGCCAGGAAAUAAUCAGAAGUGAAAACCAAAGCACUGAAGCUCCGGAGCCUCCCAGGUGGAAAGGCUGCCUGACAGAAUGGGAUGGUGUGAGCUGCUGGGAGGCAGCAGUGAUUGGCCAGUCCAGAACCAUGCCCUGUCCAGAGAUCCUGCAGAUGUUCAAGAAAUCUAAAGGUCUAAUACAACGGAACUGCACAGAAGCUGGGUGGAGCAGCCCCAGUCCCCCGUACUACAAGGCCUGUGAGCUGGAUGGCACCAAUAAGGAUGGCACCAAUAAGGACACUGAAGCCAAGAAAGGCUACUUUGUCACUGUGAAAGUGCUCUAUACCUGUGGCUACUCUGCUUCCCUGGCUGCCCUGCUCUUGGCCAUUGGCAUCUUCUCCGGCUUCAGGAAGCUGCACUGCACCAGGAAUUCCAUCCACAUCCACUUCUUUACUUCUUUUAUAUUACGAGGAGCUGCUGUGUUCAUCAAAGACUCUGUGCUCUUUGCAGAUGAGUCCAUCGAUCACUGCACAAUGUCAACAGUUAACUGCAAAACAGCUAUCGUCUUCUUCCAGUACUCAGUGCUGGCCAACUUCUACUGGCUCCUGGUGGAAGGGAUGUACCUGCAAACCUUACUGCUGCUCACCUUCACCUCUGACAAGAGGUAUUUCUGGUGGUACAUCCUGAUUGGCUGGGGUGUCCCUUUGCUCACGGUGAGUGUGUGGAUCGCUACCCGGCUGCAGUAUGACAACAAUGGGUGCUGGGAUGAUUAUGCCAGUCUGUACUGGUGGGUGAUCAAGGGACCCAUUCUCUUUGCCAUAUUUGUGAACUUCCUCAUAUUCCUGAAUGUGAUCAGAAUGCUAGUGCAGAAGAUUCGGUCCCCCGACAUUGGCAAGAACUACAAGCAACAGUAUAUGCGACUCACAAAAUCCACACUGCUUCUCAUCCCCCUCUUCGGGGUUCACUACGUGGUGUUUGCCCUGUUCCCUGAACACAUUGGUGUUGAAGCAAGACUCUACUUUGAACUGGUCCUUGGCUCCUAUCAGGGGUUCCUGGUCGCUCUGCUGUACUGCUUCCUGAAUGGAGAGGUCCAGGCUGAGAUCAAGAGGAACUGGGGCAAGUGGCAGUCAUCCAUGGAGAGCAAUGUCUUCAACCUGGUAACCCAGGAUUUUACAGCAUGAGGAGGAAAUGGGCUUAGACCUAAGGACUACUUAGCUACUCCUCGUCCUGGCACAGCAGCCCCAAUGGAACCAGUGCAGCAUGUUACGUUCCAGUUUGCCACUUGGCGUCACUUUUCUUGGCCAAACGUACAGAGACGGGCACUAAAGGAAAAGACCUUCUAGAUCCCAGCUAACCUGUCUGCUGGGGCUGGGACCUUACAGUCCAGUUCUCUAGGGAUUUGUCCAUGCUUUGGAUCAUAGGAAAGUAGGGCUGGAAGGGACCUUAUCCAGCUGGAAGGGAGGCCAUCCAGCCCAGCCUCCUGCUCAGGUCAGGACUAUUCCUUGCAACUCUCUGAGCAUCUGUAUUAAACCCCAAGGAACAGGUUG